GCUGACUCUCCCCCCGGCGUGCCGCACCCCCCUGUCCCCACGCCAUGUCCCAGCGGAGCCGCUGUCCCUGUCCCUCUGGCAGCCCCGCGUGUCCCUGCAGCCCCAGGCCAUGAGCGGGCCCCGGCGGCGGGGAGCAGAGCUGCGGGAUGGCCUCGCUGGACCUGCCCUACCGCUGCCCGCGCUGCGGCGAGCACAAGCGCUUCCGCAGCCUGUCCUCGCUGCGCGCCCACCUGGAGUACAACCACACCUACGAGACCCUCUACGUGCUCUCCAAGACCAACAGCAUCUGCGACGCCGCCGUCUUCCCGCUGGCCGCCGACGCGGCCCUGCUGGCCCCGGCCGCCCGCAGGGACUACUUUGAGAGCACCUCGUUCCAGGGCAAGGACCAGCGCUUCUCCUGCGACCUGGUCCCCGCCGACGAGCUGGAGCCAGCGCCGCCGUCGUCGCCAUCGCCGCGCUAUGUGCACGAGAUCGAGAUCCCGCUGAGCGAGAUCUUCAGCCGCGGCAAGGCCGUGGCGCCCGCGCCCGGCCCGCCCGCCGCCGCCGACGCGGCCUACGAGGAGGGCCUGGCCCGCCUCAAGAUCCGCGCCUUCGAGAAGCUGGAGGUGGACAAGAGGCUGGAGAAGCUGACGGAGGAGGUGGAGCAGAAGAUUGCCUCGCAGGUGGGCCGGCUGCAGGUGGAGCUGGACCGCAAGAGCUCAGAGCUGGAGAAGGCCAAGCAGGAGAGCCUGCGACUGAGCCGGGAGAAGCAGGAGCUGGAGGACCGCGCCUCGGAGCUGUCCCGCCAGGUGGACGUCAGCGUGGAGAUGCUGGCCUCCCUCAAGCAGGACCUGGUGCAGAAGGAGCAGGAGCUCACCCGGAAGCAGCAGGAGGUGCUGCAGAUCGAUCAGUUCCUGAAGGAGACGGCGGCGCGGGAGGCCAACGCCAAGGUGCGGCUGCAGCACUUCAUCGAGGAGCUGCUGGACCGCGCCGACCGCGCCGAGAAGCAGCUGCAGAUCAUCAGCAGCAGCUGCGGCACCACCCCCAAUGGCAGCCUGGGCCGCUGCGGCACCCCGGCCAGCAAGGCCAUCGCCCGAGCGGGACCUCUGCGGGCACAGAGAGAGCGGCACCCGGGCUCGGCGGUGGCCGUGCACGGUCCCUACGGCGGCGUGGCCAACCAGCGCUCCUCCUCCAGCACCGGGGCCUCGAGCCGGGCCAAGGCGGUGUCGCAGAGCUCGGGCUGCUACGACAGUGACAGUGCAGAGCCGUGUCCCACAGACGACACGGCCGAGGGCCCCCCAUACCCGGCCCGGGAGGCGCGGGGCUCGGGACUGCGGCGCCAGGCCAUCCAGAACUGGCACCGCCGGCCCUACCGCAACAGCACCGAGGGCGAGGAGGGCGACGUGUCCGACGUGGGCUCCCGCACCACCGAGUCCGAGGCUGAGGCCUGGGAGCCCGAGGGACCGGGAUCCGCCGCGGCCCGACCGCCCGGAGGCUGCCGCCUGACCGUGGCCACGGAUGCCGUAUGUCCUGCGGGCAGGCCCGAGGGCGCCGGGGGCAAGGUGUGCCGGCUGGAGCGGGACAGCCCGGGCCACUGCAGCGAGGUGAUCAGCCCCGAGAUCCUCAAGAUGAGGGCGGCUCUCUUCUGCAUCUUCACCUACCUGGACACCAAGACGCUGCUGCGCGCGGCAGAGGUGUGCAAGGACUGGAAGUUCGUGGCCCGGCACCCGGCUGUGUGGACACGGGUGCUGCUGGAGAAUGCCAGGGUCUCCUCCAAGUUCCUGGCCAUGCUGUCCCAGUGGUGCACCCAGAUGCAUUCCCUCACCCUCCAAAACCUGAAGCCACGACAGCGGGGCAAGAAGGAGAGCAAGGAGGAUUACAUGAAGAGCACACGGGGCUGCCUGGAAGCGGGGCUGGAGUCGCUGCUCAAGGCCACGGGCAGCAACCUGCUGAUCCUGCGCAUCUCGCAUUGCCCCAACGUGCUGACCGACCGCUCGCUCUGGCUGGCCAGCUGCUACUGCCGCGCCCUGCAGGCCGUCACCUACCGGAGCUCCACGGACCCCGUGGGCCAUGAGGUGAUCUGGGCCCUGGGAGCAGGCUGCAGGGACAUCAUCUCCCUGCAGGUCGCACCUCUGCAUCCCUGCCAGCAGCCCACCCGCUUCAGCAACCGCUGCCUGCAGAUGAUCGGGCGCUGCUGGCCCCACCUGCGCGCGCUCGGCGUCGGCGGCGCCGGCUGCGGCCUGCAGGGACUGGCAUCCCUAGCCCGGAACUGCAUGAGGCUGCAGGUGCUGGAGCUGGACCACGUGGCCGAGAUCAACCAGGAGGUGGCAGCUGAGGUGUGCCGGGAGGGGCUCAAGGGGCUGGAGAUGCUGGUGCUCACCUCCACGCCGGUGACCCCCAAGGCCCUGCUGCACUUCAACAGUGUAUGCAGGAACCUGAAAUCCAUCGUGGUGCAGGUGGGCAUUGUGGACUACUUCAAGGAGCCCCACAGCCCCGAGGCCCGGAAGAUGUUUGAGGAGAUGGUGAACAAACUGCAGGCCCUGAGGAAAAGGCCUGGCUUCUCCAAGAUCUUACACAUCAAGGUGGAAGGAGGCUGUUAGCCCUUCAGGGAGCCCAAAGCACAUUCCCUGCUCUGCCCAGAGCCCCGAGGGGCCGGACGGGGACCCCCGAUCGGGCACCAGGAACCCCAAACUCGCAGCCUUUGGGGACCCCCCGGGUGACAAGGUGCUACUCAAGGACAAGUUUUGGCUGUCCCCAGAGCCAGGGCCGUGCUCUUUGCCAGGAGGAGGAUGGUUUUGCAGCCCUGCAGCUGCUCCUCACCCAGGAUCCGUGUUUGGGGACAGCUUUUCUGCUGAUCUCUGCUUUGGGGAUCCCUGAUCCCAUUCUGGGGCUGGGCUGGCCACUGCAGCCCCAGGUGCUGGACCUGGGCUGGGAAGGGGCUGCUCCUCCCCCAGCAUUGCCCAGGGUUUCUGCUCCUUUUCCUGUGGGAUUUGGCACAGGGGCACCUGAACCCAGGAAAUGCUCCCAGGAGCCAGCAGAGCACGAGGCCAGGAGCAGAGCUGCACCUCGGGCAGCCACAGGGCACAGGAGAGAUGGGCGCUCCUCCAGAGGGCUCCAGCCUCACCUCCUCUCCUCCAAACCCUCCUGCCAAGGCAAUAAACCAUCUCCAGAUCCUCACCCACCAGGAAACACGGGUCACACUCC
Melozone crissalis (California towhee) is the source of this 3183-nucleotide messenger RNA. RefSeq names its product F-box protein 41 (gene FBXO41). The record is from RefSeq and is a predicted model, not a curated record. Gene Ontology annotation, molecular function: protein binding. The transcript has 12 exons. The coding region runs from base 147 to 2579 and encodes 810 amino acids. Lineage: Eukaryota; Metazoa; Chordata; Aves; Passeriformes; Passerellidae.